GAGCCAAGCCUGCGGGCGGUGGCGGCUGCACUCUCAGGGCCCUGGCAGCUGACCCUGGCCCCAAGGCCCGAUCGCCCAGGGGAGGAGCAGCACCAGGACCCCGCAUCGGCUGGGCGCCCCACAAGGGAAGCCAGUCUUAAUAUGAUGGAAACAUCUCUGAACUUCUAAAAGACCAAGGUUGGCGUUUUAGCUCUAUUAAUUUUACUUCCUCCUGGCCAGAAUUCGCAAUGACAACAGUGACAGUGACCACAGAGAUUCCCCCAAGGGAUAAGAUGCAAGAUAAUUCUGCCUUGUAUGAGUCUACAUCUGCUCACGUUAUUGAAGAAACCGAGUAUGUGAAAAAGAUUCGAACUACUCUGGAAAAGAUCAGGACCCAGAUGUUUAAAGAUGAAAUAAGACAUAACAGUACAAAUCACAAACUAGAUGCAAAGCACUGUGGAAACCUUCAACAGGGCUCUGAUUCUGAAAUGGAUCCUUCUUGUUGCAGUUUAGAUUUGCUUAUGAAAAAGAUAAAAGGAAAAGACCUACAGCUCUUAGAAAUGAACAAAGAGAAUGAAGUAUUGAAAAUCAAGCUGGAAGCCUCCAGAGAAGCAGGAGCAGCAGCUCUGAGAAACGUGGCCCAGAGAUUAUUUGAAAACUACCAAACACAAUCUGAAGAAGUGAGAAAGAAGCAUGAGGACAGUAAACAAUUACUCCAGGUUAACAAGCUUGAAAAAGAACAGAAAUUGAAACAACAUGUUGAAAAUCUGAAUCAAGUUGCUGAAAAACUUGAAGAAAAACACAGUCAAAUUACAGAAUUGGAGAACCUUGUACAGAGAAUGGAAAAGGAAAAGAGAACACUACUAGAAAGAAAACUGUCUUUGGAAAACAAGCUACUGCAACUCAAAUCCAGUGCUACGUAUGGAAAAAGUUGCCAGGAUCUUCAGAGGGAGAUUUCCAUUCUCCAGGAGCAGAUCUCUCAUCUGCAGUUUGUGAUUCACUCCCAACAUCAGAACCUGCGCCGUGUCAUCCAGGAGAUGGAAGGAUUAAAAAAUAAUUUAAAAGAACAAGACAAAAGAAUUGAAAAUCUCAGAGAAAAGGUUAACAUACUUGAAGCCCAGAAUAAAGAACUAAAAACCCAGGUAGCACUUUCAUCUGAAACUCCUGGGACAAAGGUAUCUAAGGCUGUCUCUACAAGUGAAUUGAAGAAGACCGAAGGUGUUUCCCCUUAUUUUAUGUUGAUUAGGUUACGGAAAUGAACUGGCUGGGUAAAGAUCUGAUUUAGAAAGACUGCGUGAGUCUUAUUUAUUCUUUGAAACACAGCACAAAUUUCAUGUUAAAAUGUCACAAUGCCAUUAUUUAAAUGGAACUUACUACAUACCAAUGGCUUUGCAAGAAGACGACAUUUCAGGAAAUCAAACAAAUAUAUAUUUAACGGAUGGACUCUUCAAAACUUACCAAAUAGUUGAAGAAACCAGGUGCCUUCUCAUGAUGGAAGACAGAUUCUGCUUUAAAUUAAAAAAAAAAAUCUGAAUCUUGUUUUCAGAUUUUUUUUUCUACUG
Nomascus leucogenys (northern white-cheeked gibbon) is the source of this 1541-nucleotide messenger RNA. It is a transcript of the gene CCDC68, whose product is annotated as coiled-coil domain containing 68. Lineage: Eukaryota; Metazoa; Chordata; Mammalia; Primates; Hylobatidae. The transcript has 12 exons. The record is from RefSeq and is a predicted model, not a curated record. Gene Ontology annotation, biological process: intracellular signal transduction. Bases 228 to 1238 code for a protein of 336 amino acids. Gene Ontology annotation, cellular component: intracellular anatomical structure.